Messenger RNA from Tuber aestivum (summer truffle), 2310 nucleotides. NCBI's taxonomy places the organism in Eukaryota, Fungi, Ascomycota, Pezizomycetes, Pezizales, Tuberaceae. The record is from the annotation of a GenBank genome assembly.
AUUGUUUGUCAUUUCCGCUUUUUGCAGUUCACACCGCCCCCGAUAGACAUCCACCCGCCACCAAGAUGCCGAUCGAGGAGGAUUUUGGGGACGAUGUUCGUGCUCUUCUAUCCUUGGGAGGCGUCAUUUGGGAAAGCUUUUUGACUGGUUGGCACAGGAUAUAUUUGAGAUUCUUGAUAUUGAUCAAUUGCAAAAUCAUGGUAUGGGGGAGGAGCUCUGUGAUUGAGUGUAGAUGAUGUGCUGAUGUGGGUAGGGAUUGGUGCAAGCGAUAUUUCGAAAUUAAAGGCGUCGGGUUACUGGACUAUUUCUGUAUGCUUUUGCGUUUGCCUGGCAAUCUUGGGGGGGGGGGGGGGUUCUGAUGGUGGUUUAGUCUGUUUGUGCGGCUACUAGGAGGAAUCUAUCCAAGAUCAAAGGUUUGAGGUGAAUCCCGACUGGCUCGGAUCAAGGGGUGCUGAAUUUAUAGGUUUUUCCGAGCAGAAAACCGAGAAGGUCAAGGAGGCAGCGGGCAAAUGCGCUGUAGAAAUCCCACAUCCUUACCCACCUGCCCCAAGUUUUCACCCAACUGACCGAUAUAGCCCCCAUCCUACAAUUUCAUAACGGCUUCCGAGCUGGGACAUAUCCGCCGCAAAGUCUGCCGCAUCUCAACCGGCAGCAAGUCCUUCGAUGCAAUGUUGGGCGGCGGCAUUCAAACAAUGUCUAUAACGGAAGUGUUUGGAGAGUUCCGCACCGGAAAGUCCCAGCUCUCUAUGACCGCAUCCGUCAUCUGCCAGUUGCCGAAAGAUCACGGAGGAGCAGAGGGGAAAGUGGCAUAUAUUGACACCGAGGGAACAUUUAGGCCGGAAAGGAUUAGACAGAUUUCUGAUAGAUUUGGGGUCGAUGGAGAAGCGGCGUGCGAAAAUAUCAUCUACGGACGGGCGCUGAACUCCGAGCAUCAGAUGGAGCUCUUGAAUGGGCUUUGCCAGAAUUUUGCUUCAGGGGAAUUUAGGCUACUGGUUUUUUUUUGCAUUUUCGAUCCUCGUAUGCUUGAUCGAUUGAAUUGAAAAUAACUAACCAUUGGAAAAGAUUGUCGAUAGUAUCAUGGCCUGCUUCAGGGUUGAUUAUUGUGGGAGAGGGGAGCUAUCCGAGUAAGUUUGCUCCAUAGCUUAUGUGGUGGUUUUUCCUAACGGGGUCAGGCGUCAACAAAAACUUGGCCAAAUGCUUUCAAAACUCUCUCAUAUGGCCGAAGGUUUACAAUAUCCCCCCUGAGAUUGAGGCAAUAUACUUACGUGGGUAGAAUUCAAUGUCGCCGUUCUGAUGGUGAGUGAUUUCGCUGCUGGACAGCUCCGAUAUGUUGUCUCAGAUCACCAAUGGUGGGACAGACAAACCAAGUCCAGAGCGAUCCUGGCGCAAGUGCUCUCUUUGCUGGAGCUGAUGGGUAAGUGAAUAUCUGCGUAUGGUUUUUUCUGCCGAUUCCGAGGUAGUGGACUGACUGACGAUUGGUCGGUAGGCGUAAACCCGGUUUGUGGUCAUUGAUACCCCUAAUAACAUUGCCGAGUGCUCGGGGGGAGCUAAUAUGUGGGUAAUUUUGUCGCUGAAUAGUUGGCGGGUAAGUAUAUUCGGUUUUUUACCCUACGAUUGCAUUAUCUGACUUCAUUCUUUGCAAGGCAUGUCCUUGCUCAUGCCUCUGCAACGAGGAUUCUCUUGGUUUGGGCCUUGCCGUCCUUGGUGCGCAUUUGCUCACUUUUGAGUAGCGCAAAGGCCGGGGCGAAGAGCGUGUCGCCAAACUCCAGGAUAGUCCGGACUGCCCAGAGCGCGAAGCUACUUACAUAAUUACUAACGGGUUUGUACAUUUUUGGAGCCUAACUUGUUGGAAAGUGGUUACUAACCCUACUGCGGCACCAAAGGGGAAUAUCCGACCCAGAGGGUACCAAGUGAUGCCAUUUCGGCUUACUGAUCAAGAGGCGGAAGGACCGGAUAUGGGGGAAAGGGUUGCUUCAUUGUCCUUCUUGGGAAUUAGGAUUAGGUACCGGGAGUUUGGAUGAGAUACAGUGACACUUGGUGCUUGCUAUUUGUUGUUAUUGUUGGUGCAGCAUGACGGCAUGUGGGUUCUGCUGCACUUUUAGACUAAUAUUCCGCUUUAAUAUAACCAUGGACGAUCUUGCAUUGAUUUGCAUGAUCAUUGCUGGAUUGGGAAUUGUGAUUUCACUGGCGGACAAGAGUCCACCUUAUCGCCAGAUUCUUAUCUGGUGUGGUGGCGUUUUCUUGUGGUAGUGAUGGCUGGGAUAAAGAUUUGUUUCUUUUUCGAUAUCAGAAUCAAAUUGUUCUUGCAUU